This is a messenger RNA of Penicillium cataractarum, 861 nucleotides long. RefSeq names its product gamma-glutamyl cyclotransferase gliK (gene gliK). NCBI's taxonomy places the organism in Eukaryota, Fungi, Ascomycota, Eurotiomycetes, Eurotiales, Aspergillaceae. The transcript has 2 exons. The record is from RefSeq and is a predicted model, not a curated record. The coding region runs from base 1 to 861 and encodes 286 amino acids. Gene Ontology annotation, molecular function: gamma-glutamylcyclotransferase activity.
AUGCACUCACAACAGGCGCCCAAGGUCUUAGCGCAUGCUGAUAGGCUUGAAGCAAACACGCCCGUCUGGUACUUUAGCUAUGGAUCCAACUUGACUAGCGAAACCUUUCGCGAGCACCGUGGCAUUACCCCGCUGGCAGCACUCCCCGUCUACGUACCAGGCUGGAUGCUAGUCUUUGAUGUUUAUGGCCUACCCUAUAGCGAGCCAGCAUUUGCUUCCAUAAGUCCGAUUCCUUUCAGCGAUGACGAGGAGAAAACUGCUACGGAAACCCAACCCUUGGUCCACGGCACAGCCUAUCUCCUAGAUCCCGCAUCCUAUAUCUCAGUAGUCGCAUCUGAAGGCGGGGGAACGGCCUACGACGAGGUAGAACUGCUCGCCGUCCCGGUGACCGAGGACAAAUCAAACACAAUCGGUACCCCGCCGUUCUCCGUCAUGACACUGGUAAAGGGAUAUGGUCCCACCAUUGGGCGUUGUCCUAGUCAACGGUAUAAGGACCUUAUUUGUGUUGGUGCCAAGGAGGCCGAGCUUCCCGAGUCUUACCAAAAGUACCUUGACCGAUUGCCCUGUUAUGAGGCGCCCCAACGCAGAUGGAGCUGGCGAUGGAUUGGAUGCAUGCUUUUUCUGGCAUGGUGGAGUCCGGUGAUGGCCGCGGCCGAGAAAUUGACGCACGCUACUGAGAACGAGGAUGGGGCUGGCCAUUGUCCGAGAUGGGUGCAGUUUACGGUGCGCUUCAUUCUUUAUGUGAUGUGGCUGCACCACGAUUGCAUUCACGCCCCGAUUUGGGGUCGAGGCGAUGGUCUGAAGAAGGAAACGAGGGCUGGAAGGGUCGACUGGUUGAUCUCCACCCGUUCGCCUGUGUGA